AUGGUAAAAGGAAAAUUUCCCCAAAGGGCUUUUAUGCUGAUCCAUCGAUUGAAGAUUUAUUUAUCAUAUCGAAAAAAGUUAAGAGAUACACAAUAUUUAUUCUUUUGUACAAUGAAAAUGAACUCAUCUCAAAUACAAAUAACUAUAAAUUCAAACGAAUUUGUAGUUGAUAUUUAUGAUAUAAAAGAAGUGCUUAAUGAUAUACUUUCUUGUUCAACAACUCCAAUAAAUGAGAAGCAAUAG
Clunio marinus is the source of this 243-nucleotide messenger RNA. Lineage: Eukaryota; Metazoa; Arthropoda; Insecta; Diptera; Chironomidae. The record is from the annotation of a GenBank genome assembly.